Messenger RNA from Prunus armeniaca (apricot), 1242 nucleotides. The record is from the annotation of a GenBank genome assembly. Lineage: Eukaryota; Viridiplantae; Streptophyta; Magnoliopsida; Rosales; Rosaceae.
AUGGCGUCGUUUUGGCUCGUGUCUCCCUCUCCCGCUUCGCCAAGGUUUCUGAAACCCUCGUUUUCUCUCUCCCGUACCCAAUCCGCAGGCGUAUCCUCUUCUUCUUCUUCUUCUUCUUAUAACCCAGUAACCAUCACAAGCAGCAGCAAUCCUCCUAACACAAACCCGUAUCCCAACGCAAGCUUGUUGUUGUUGUUGGGCCCAUUCAGUCAAAGGCGCCGGAGUUGGAGUCCCAGUUGCGUUAACUUUGAUCUCAGACGCCAAGCGCACGUGUCGAGGAACUCGUCUUCUGCAUCCACAGGCGCCGACAAGGACGAUGAUGAGGCCUCUGCCAAGGUUGCAGUUGAGGGUUCUACUUGGAUCGACCUGUAUUUGCCGAGGCAAGCUCGCCCUUAUGCUAAGCUCGCUCGGCUCGACAAGGCCCAAGCCCUAUGGUUGUACGCUUGGCCUUGCAUGUGGUCAAUAACAUUGACAGCAACUCCAGGAGUACACCUGCCUGACAUUAAGAUGUUGACACUAUUUGUAUUUGGGGCUCUCGUUGUCAGGGGCGCCGCAUGCACCAUAAACGAUCUCCUUGACCGCGAUAUUGAUGCCAUGGUGGAGCGCACAAAGUCGCGGCCACUUGCAAGUGGUGUUUUGACACCUUUUCAGGGGCUCUGUUUUCUUGGAUUUCAAUUGCUUUUGGGUCUUGGACUUCUCCUUCAACUGAAUAAUUACAGCCGUGUUUUGGGGGCUGCGUGGCUGUUGCUAAUUUUCACCUACCCUCUCAUGAAGAGGGUGACAUAUUGGCCUCAAGCGUAUCUAGGUUUGAUGAUGAACUGGGGGGGUUUAUUAGGAUGGGCUGCAGUUAAAGGAACCAUUGAUCCAGCUAUAAUGCUGCCCUUGUACAUUUCUGGAGUAUUCUGGACACUCGUCUAUGAUACCAUAUAUGCACAUCAGGAUAAGGAAGAUGAUGUGAAAAUAGGUGUCAAGUCUACGGCAUUGAGAUUUGGCGAUUCAACCAAGAAAUGGCUUACUGGGUUUGGAAUUAUGUGCAUCACUAGUCUUGCCCUCGCUGGAUAUAAUGCUAAACUUGGGUGGGCGUACUAUGCAAGUUUGGGAGUUGCAUCUGGACAUUUAGCUUGGCAGAUAUGGACAGCUGACCUUUCAUCCCCGCUUGAUUGCAACAGAAAAUUUGUGUCGAACAAGUGGUUUGGUGCAAUUAUUUUCAUUGGAAUCCUACUUGGAAGACUUUUGCCAUGA